AAAUCAUGGAAGUCAACUCGCUACUGAUUGCCUUGAUUUUCCCCGCCAUUGCGGUUGCCCAGGUUACCAACACAGUCUAUCUGGACAACUCGGCAGGAAAUGAGUGUGGGAAAUCAACCAAGCUGUCCAGUGGAUCUCAGAUCCGCCUCAGCACCAAUGGGAAGACAGAGGACGGGUACUGCGGCUUCCUCAUCCACCGAAUCUCCGACCCCAACACCAAGUGCCCUUUCCCGGGAAUGUGCGCGCGCAUCGACAACUCUAAAAUGACGUCAUGUCAAUCUAAAGUAGCAUUUACAGGAAAAUAUUUCGAUAAAACUCCAGAUAGUACACAGGAACUAAGCUGCUACAUAAAACCAAAAGGAGCUCAGUUCUGCACGCAGGCGCCAGCCAUGCGCGUGGAGGUGACGGAAAAGCCCGACUAUGCAAUGAAAGAAGCUCAUGAUUACGGAUUCAACAUCACUGUGUACUCCCAGUGUUUUGACAACAAAGAGGCUGUUAUUGUGGAAUAUGUUGAAGAUGAUUAUAGGGCUCCCAACUUGGAGGAGGGCUGGCACAUGAAUUACAUCUUGGGCAUCGUCACAGCCUCGUGCAUUUGUAGCAUAUUCCUUAUCAUAUUGUGUACAGUCAGAUUGUACACGCGCAAUAAUCCAAACUACAGAAACUUAAGUAGCGACGCCAAAAAAUAAAGACACACAAGAGUGACCCUAGAAAAAUUAAUAAAUAUUUCAAUUUCUCCUUUUUAUUUUAUUUUAACUUUAUUAGUGUAGUUCGUGUUCUAUGUAUGUACUUGUAAUCGGGUCUCACUAACCAAUAGUAGCUCUUUGCAAUCUAUCGCACUAUCACGACACGCCAUUACUUACACUUUCGAACAGUUAGCCAACAUUUUCAUGUUUGAUUUCUUUAUUGGUCAGUCAAAGGGAAAUUGAUUUGAGUAUAUGGGGCGUUUAUGUUCUUCCUUCAGUAUGUAAAUUAAAAUUGUUUAAAUGAUAUAAUAAUUUUUUUAGGAGUACAUUUAUAAUCCAUGUUAAUAACUUACCUAUUGUAUGAAAUAUGUUGCAUGCGCAACAAGAAAAUGGCAAAAUUAAGAAACAGGAGAUGAAUGGCAUGAAUGCAAGAGAUAAAUGCUCAUGAAUAUUGUGUUUGCUUUUUGGAUACAAGACUGACAGAAAAUGGCUGAGAAAUGAAUUGCUUAAAAUUUCCAAGAAAUCUUUAUUAAAAGCUUGCAACUUUUAAAAAAAAUUAAUGCUUUUAAAUUCUUUAAAAUUAAUGCUUUUAAACUUCAGAUGGACUUGAACAUUUUUGCAUGAUAAAGAUUUGGAAGUUUUUCUAUGGAGAUUUUCAGAUCGGCUGAUUUUUAGUUAUAUUUAUAAGAACAGAAUAGUUCGCACGUUUCGAUGAAAUGCUAGCUUUUUGGGUCCCUGUGACCGUGCAUGUUUUCGCUAACUGACACACUGGCUUGCUUUCUUACAGACUACAAAUCCCCGGAUCUGGAGGCCGCAUGGAGAAAGAACUACAUCCUGGGAAUUAUCGUUGCAUGUUGUCUAUGUAGCAUUUUCCUCAUCCUCUUGAUUAUUUUGAAAUUUUACUAUAGAAACAAGCCUUACGCUGGAAUCAAGGAGGACAGAUAAAUUUUAGGUCUCUUUACAGUUCGGUGCUCUGUCUUUCUGCCUUUAUAU
This is a messenger RNA of Saccostrea cuccullata (small rock oyster), 1676 nucleotides long. RefSeq lists its product as uncharacterized. Bases 6 to 686 code for a protein of 226 amino acids. The transcript has 4 exons. The record is from RefSeq and is a predicted model, not a curated record. Lineage: Eukaryota; Metazoa; Mollusca; Bivalvia; Ostreida; Ostreidae.